UCCCCGCACAAACAUAAACAAAUCCAAAGGACCAAAGGAGCCGAACUGGGAAGAUUGCCUCUACACCUGACUGUUCCCGUAUCCCGGCAAGGUUAUCAUGCUCAGACAUCUGAAAAGCUUGACUCAAGUAACUCUUCAAAGUUUUGGCUCUGUGCUCGAACACUGAAGCCCUGAAAACUCACAGCUUCUACUGAUGGCGUCCAAUGGUGAUGUGGUCCUGUUGUAUGCACACCCCUCUACGCAGAACUUAGCCCGACAGAUAGCAGAGGGCUGCUGUAAUGGUACGGGUGUAAGCGAUACCAGUGGCCCAUCACUUGGUGCAAGCCUGUCAGGGGACGUCCAGAAGAAACGUGUGGUAAAUGAUGGCAUCCUUGCUGCUGGCUCGAAGCAUAAAAUGGAGAGGUCCUUCUCAGCCGUCACGACAGCGCGACAUGUCGAGUUCCGCGACACAAUCCAGUGGAAGAAGUUUGCAGACGGCUUCCCUAACCUCUUUAUUGAGGAUGUGAAGUACAUGGCAGGCAAAGAUGUGAUCUUCAUUGGCAGCUUCCACUCCCCUGAAGUUGUGUUUGAGCAACUGUCUGUGCUCUAUUCUUUUCCCAGGUACCUGGCCCGAUCAUUUCACUUCAUCUUACCGUAUUUCCCUACGGGCACCAUGGAGAGGGUGGACCAAGAGGGACAGAUUGCCACUGCCAAGACUGCUCAUGCUGUCCUGGUGGGUGGUUGGAGGGCGCAAGAGACUCUGGCAACUUUGAUCUCCAACAUCCCUCUCAGUGCUCGAGGCCCAGCACAGAUCAUUAUAUAUGAUAUUCAUGUCCUGCAGGAGCGAUUUUAUUUCUCUGACAAUGUCAUACCCAGACUAGAAACGGCGAUCCCGCUUCUCCAACGAGCCAUCUCAGAGCAGCCGGACCCGGACAGCAUCAUGAUUGCUUUCCCCGAUGACGGGGCUUACAAGCGCUUUCAUCAGUUCUUCCCCGACGACUCGAAGCUGAUUGUGUGUGUGAAGAAGCGCGAAGGGAAGAACAGAGUCGUCACAAUCAAAGAUGGUCACCCUAAGGGGAAGCGCGUCAUCAUCGUGGAUGACCUGGUGCAGUCUGGCGGGACGCUCAGAGAGUGUGGCAAG
Molecule: messenger RNA, 1120 nt
Organism: Aplysia californica (California sea hare)
Lineage: Eukaryota; Metazoa; Mollusca; Gastropoda; Aplysiida; Aplysiidae
Product: ribose-phosphate pyrophosphokinase 4
Biological process (GO): purine nucleotide biosynthetic process; 5-phosphoribose 1-diphosphate biosynthetic process
Cellular component (GO): ribose phosphate diphosphokinase complex; cytoplasm
Molecular function (GO): magnesium ion binding; ribose phosphate diphosphokinase activity
Source: RefSeq, a predicted model, not a curated record